This is a messenger RNA of Heterocephalus glaber (naked mole-rat), 2861 nucleotides long. The record is from RefSeq and is a predicted model, not a curated record. NCBI's taxonomy places the organism in Eukaryota, Metazoa, Chordata, Mammalia, Rodentia, Bathyergidae.
AGCAUUAGAAACUGAUGUUUCCAUUUGUGAUGUCCAUGGGUAUGGUUUGUCAUACAGCAGAGUGUCAGUAAGAUAUUCUUCAGUCUGACAGAUAUCGAAGAGAAAAAAAGAAAGGGCUGAGGUACUUUUAUAGACAGCUUCUACUCUUCUAUAGCAAAAAUCCUAUCAUGAUGGAAAAAUCCAUAUUUUGUACAGAACCAGCUUCUGAUCUUCUUACUCUGAAAGAAGAUACCAACAUUUACCUCUAUAUGAACCAGUUGCCUAAAGGAUCAGCCCAGAUUAAAUCACAGCUGCGUCUUAAUCCAAAUUCUGUAUCUGCAUUUGAAGCCAGUGAAGAACUGAGUCUGCAUGUGGCUGUUGGAGGCAAAAUUUAUCUUCCUGUUUACUGUCCUGCCAGUGUUGUUGAUAAAGUGAACAGUAUGUCUGCAAGUGACAAGUUGACAGGGUGGGAAGUUCUCGGUGUACAGGGAGCACUGCUGAGUCACUUUAUCCAGCCAGUUUAUAUCAGCAGUAUACUUGUUGGUGAUGGGAAUUGCAGUGAUACUAGAGGCUUAGAAAUUGCGAUAAAGCAACGUGUUGAUGAUGCACUCAUGUCAAGUCUUCCAAUGUUUUACUUAGUCAACAGGCCUCAUAUUAGCUUAGUGCCCUCUGUAUACCCAUUUCAAAUGAAUUUGGAAUAUAAAUCUCUGAGUAUGAACUGGGCACAAGGGGACCUUGCUCUGGAGAUUGUGGAUGGCCUAAAUGGGAAAAUCACUGAAAGUUCCCCAUUUAAAAGUGGUGUGUCAAUGGCAAGUCGGCUUUGUAAGGCUGCAAUGUUAAGUAGAUUUAAGCUGCUUGCCAAGGAAGCAAAAAGAGACUAUUUAUUUAAACCGAGUACAUAUUAUGCAGCUAAGCAAAAUACCUGAGAUUGGACAACUUUAUAAGAAAACGGAUGUAUUUAGUUCAUAGUUUGGAGGUUCAAGCUCACAGCACCAGGAUCAGCUCAACUCUGGAGAACAUCUCUGGGUGGAUGCUGUCCUAGUAGUGACCUCAUGUGUAGGAGGAAGAAAUUGCAUAACCAGACAGGAAGUAUAGCACCAAUCCAGGGGUCAAUCUCAGGCUUCUGUAACAACUUGUUCUCAUAAGAACUAACUCUGGGGUCCUUUCCUCUUAAGGACAUUAAGAGAAUGUCCUUAAUCCCCCUCCCAUGGCAUGAACUGAAUGUCCUUAAUCCUUCCCAUGGCAUGAUCUCCCACUAGGCUGCACUUCUUAAUAACUCUGCACAGAGGACAACAUUCCAAAACAUGAGCCCUUGGAGGUCAAACUCAAACUAUAUCCAAAACAUAGCAGUUGUAUUUUCCAAAGCUGAAAACUUCCUGGAAUAUUAAGGAAGUAUUAUGAUGCCAAGUUUAAUAUGUCCUUCUGCUUUUGAGAGCAACUGUAUUUUAAGAAACUUGUUAUUUUGAAAUAAUUAUUGACUCAUAAGAUGUUCCAAAAAUAAUACAAAUAGAUCCUAUGUAUAUAUCACCCAGUUCCUUCAAUGAUACAUUUACUUAAAGCAUUUAUGUUACAUUAGCAAAACCAGGAAAUUGACAAAGGCACAACACAAUUAACUCAACCUCAGGCUUAACUCAGAUUUCACAAGUUUUGCCAUCAUUCCUUUUUUAAGUAUAUAGUUUUAUGAAAUAUUUUUGUACAUGUAAAUUUAUGCAGUCACCACCACAAACUGAAAAAAAAAAAAUGCUCUACUACCACUGAAUAACUCCAUCAUGUUGCUCUGUAGGCAUACCCUCUCUCGUCACCUCUGGAAACCAUUGAAAUGUUCUCUCUAUAUAUACUUUUGUCAUUUUGAGAAUGUUAUAUAGAUUUAUAACCUUUGGAAACUGGUAGUUUUUAUUCAAUAUAAUAACCUUCAAAUCAAUCCAAGUUGUUUCAUAUAUCAGUGAUUUGUUUUUUUAUUGCUGAGUAGUGUUCCAUUUUAUAUAUAUAAAUUUCCUAAUUUCUCUCAUCAACUUUAUAUAUUUUCUGACAUAUAUGUGGUAUUUGCUGUGAUAUAUGACAUCCUCUAGGGUCCCCCAUAUGUAGGUAACACCAUCUGUUAAAACAAAUCAUACUAUUUUUUUUUCCUGAAGUGUGUAUACAUGUUUUUGGCAGACUCUAUAUGUGUGUGUGUGUGUGUGUGUGUGUGUGUGUGUGUGUGCGCUUAGGGACAUUUGAGUUCUUUCCAUUUUUGGCUCUUAUGAAUAAAACCUGUAAGGCACAUUCAUAUAUUUUUAUUGUGGUAAAAUCAACAUAAAACUCUUUAUUUUUAGGCAUACAGUUCCAUACUAUGAAAUAUACUCACUGUUGUGCAACCAUCACCGUUAUCCAUUUCCAGAAGUUUUUGUGAUCUCAAAGAAAAACUGUAUCUUCAUUAAACAAUAACUUCCCAUUCUCUACCUCUCCAGUCCCCUCGUAAGCUCUGUCUGUUGUCUGUCUCUAUUCAUGUGCUUAUUCUACAUAAUCCUUGAAAGUAUAACAUACAAUAUUUGCUCUCGUGUGUAUGAAUUACUUGGUGUCUUAGCAUAUAUUUAAGGUUUAUUUAUGUUAUAGCAUGUGUCAAAGUUUCCUUCCUCUUUUAAUUCCAAAUAAUGUCCCACUGCAUGCAUAUAGUGCAUUUUCGUUAUUGUUUAUCAAUUCAUCUGAUGAUAGACAUUUGAAUUGCUGCUCUCUUUGGGAUUAUAUAUAUUCAUAUGUUCUGUUGCAUUGACCUGAAGUAUUUAUUGAAAAGCUGCCUUCCCUCUGCUGAAUUAAAUAUAUGUAUCUGAUGUAAACGUAUAUACAUCUUAAUUAUUAUGUCUUAAUUAUUAUGUAGCUUUACAAUAAAUCGUAAUGUUUAAUAA